GGGGGAGGAAAACCCCCAGGCGAGCGCCUGGGCCAGCGGAGGGGGAUUCUCCGCACCUUUGCUCCAUCCCAGGGAAGUGGCUACUGUUUAAGGGCUUGGACUCGCCGGGGAGCCACGCAGCGUUGCCCACGCGCGAUCUUUUACGGCUUGCACCUCCCCACCCCGCGGUCGCGCCUUGCCGCGCUCUGCACAAUGCACUUGCUGGGAUUAUUCUCUCUGGGUUGCUAUCUGGCGGCGGCUGGUGUGGUACUGCUGGGAGCUCGCGAGCCAGCUACGGCUGCUGCCUAUGAAUCCGGGCAGGGCUACUACGAGGAGGAGCCCGAUCUGGGGCAAGCAAAGACAUAUGCAAGUAAAGAGUUGGAAGAGCAGUUGCGGUCUGUAUCCAGUGUGGAUGAACUCAUGACAGUACUUUAUCCAGAAUACUGGAAAAUGUUCAAAUGUCAGUUGAGGAGAGGGAGCUGGCAACACAGUAGGGAACGGCCCAGCUUCGAUGCAAGAUCAGAGGAUUCAAAUCCAAUAAAAUUUGCUGCCGCACAUUACAGUGCAGAGAUUUUGAAAAGUAUUGAUAAUGAGUGGCGAAAAACUCAAUGCAUGCCACGUGAAGUAUGUGUAGAUGUGGGGAAAGAAUCUGGAGCAACAACAAACACCUUCUUUAAACCUCCAUGUGUGUCCAUCUACAGAUGUGGAGGUUGCUGCAAUAGUGAAGGGCUGCAGUGUAUGAAUAUCAGCACAAACUACAUCAGCAAAACGUUAUUCGAAAUAACUGUGCCAUUGUCUCAUGGUCCCAAACCUGUAACAAUCAGUUUUGCGAACCAUACAUCCUGCCGCUGCAUGUCCAAACUGGAUGUAUACAGACAAGUCCAUUCAAUCAUUAGACGCUCUUUGCCAGUGACGCAAUCACAGUGUCAUGUGGCAAACAAAACAUGUCCACAAAAUUACAUUUGGAAUAAUCACAUCUGCAGAUGUCUGGCACAGCGUGAUUUCAGUUUCUCUUCCUACCUUGGGGAUACUGAUACUGCCGAAGGAUUCCAUGAUAUUUGUGGACCUAAUAAAGAGCUUGAUGAAGAAACCUGUCAGUGUGUUUGCAAAGGGGGAGUGAGACCUUCCACCUGUGGACCUCAUAAAGAAUUAGACAGAACAUCAUGCCAGUGUACAUGUAAAAAUAAACUGCUGCCAAGUUCAUGUGGACCAAACAAGGAGUUUGAUGAAGAAAAAUGCCAGUGUGUGUGUAAAAGAACAUGUCCUAAACAUCAGCCAUUAAAUCCUGCAAAAUGUAUCUGUGAAUGUGCAGAAUCACCAAAUAAAUGUUUCUUGAAAGGAAAAAGAUUUCAUCACCAAACAUGCAGUUGCUAUAGACCACCGUGUACAGUUCGAACGAAACGCUGUGAGUCUGGAUUUUCUUACAGUGAAGAAGUAUGCCGUUGUGUACCCACAUAUUGGAAAAGACCACUUAUUAAUUAGAGAUGAAGAUAACAACUGACAGUUUGGUGUACAUUUUUCCUGUUCCUGUUUUCUUAAGACUGCUAUCAUUUUGGAUUGACAGAACAGAAGAGACGUUAUAGGACUGUCUGAGACAGACUUAUUUGUGCUCGGAGGCACACGAAAAACAGAUAGGCAAAACUGGGAUUUUCUUCAUUAUAAAGAACUUGCCAAGGACUCAGUUUUGCCAUUGGCCAACAGCCUAGGUUUUCUUCUUUAUGAUUUUUUUAAAAAGAUAAUGACUAUAUAAUUUAUUUCCAUUUAAAAUAUUGUACUGCAUUCCUGUUUAUAGCAGUAACAACUGUUAAAUCUCACUGUGAUCAAUAUUUUUAUAUCGUUCAAAAUAUGUUUUAAAUAAAAUGAAAUUGUAUUAUAGCUAUUGAGCUUGUU
Molecule: messenger RNA, 1869 nt
Organism: Pogona vitticeps (central bearded dragon)
Lineage: Eukaryota; Metazoa; Chordata; Lepidosauria; Squamata; Agamidae
Gene: VEGFC
Product: vascular endothelial growth factor C
Biological process (GO): positive regulation of endothelial cell proliferation; positive regulation of angiogenesis; vascular endothelial growth factor signaling pathway
Cellular component (GO): membrane
Molecular function (GO): growth factor activity; chemoattractant activity; vascular endothelial growth factor receptor 3 binding
Source: RefSeq, a predicted model, not a curated record